AUGAGUUUAAAACCCUUCACCUACCCGUUUCCAGAGACAAGAUUUCUUCAUUCAGGAUCCAGUGUAUAUAAAUUCAAAAUCAGAUAUGGUGACAGCAUCAGAGGGGAAGAUAUAGAAAAUAAGGAAGUCAUCGUCCAGGAGCUGGAGGAUUCUAUUCGUGUGGUCCUAGGAAAUUUGGACAGUCUGCAGCCAUUUGCUACAGAACACUUCGUUGUAUUUCCCUAUAAAAGCAAAUGGGAGAGAGUGUCCCACUUGAAAUUCAAACAUGGCGAAAUCGUGUUGAUCCCCUAUCCAUUUGUUUUGACACUGUACGUAGAGCUGAAAUGGUUUAAUGAAAACCUGUCAACUGGGAAACCAAUAGAUGACAGUCCCCUUGGAUUGGUCCCUGCUGAGAGGAAGGCAGCAAGAGCCAUGAAGAAGAAACGAAAGCGCAUGGAAUUGUCUGUCUCUCCCAGCAGACCAGGGCUGGACAGGGCCAAGAUGAGGACUUCUAGCCAAGGUCCCAGCAAAAAGAAGUUCCUCAUGGAAACCAGCAGGAACAUGGAAAGAAACACCCAGCAGAAAUGUCAGGAGACUCCAGCAUUUGAUGGCACUGAUGUCCAGGAACAGGGUUCUAGGUGGGAGGACAACCUAGCGGGGGAGAUCACCCCGCCAGUGCAGCAAAGCAAUCCGCCUCCACCUGCAGGACCCACAGACCUGGGGACCAGUGGCUUCUUUGGGUUUUUGAGCUCUCUCUUCCCGUUCCGGUAUUUCUUCAGAAAGAGCAGCCAGUGA
Messenger RNA from Myotis lucifugus (little brown bat), 774 nucleotides. RefSeq names its product membrane anchored junction protein (gene MAJIN). NCBI's taxonomy places the organism in Eukaryota, Metazoa, Chordata, Mammalia, Chiroptera, Vespertilionidae. Gene Ontology annotation, cellular component: nuclear inner membrane. The transcript has 10 exons. Gene Ontology annotation, molecular function: DNA binding. The coding region runs from base 1 to 774 and encodes 257 amino acids. Gene Ontology annotation, biological process: meiotic attachment of telomere to nuclear envelope; homologous chromosome pairing at meiosis. The record is from RefSeq and is a predicted model, not a curated record.